Chiloscyllium plagiosum (whitespotted bambooshark) is the source of this 1655-nucleotide messenger RNA. NCBI's taxonomy places the organism in Eukaryota, Metazoa, Chordata, Chondrichthyes, Orectolobiformes, Hemiscylliidae. The record is from RefSeq and is a predicted model, not a curated record.
CUUCUUUACCUCCUGAGAAAUGAGAGAUUAAAGAAGCUGCAGUUGGCUGGAACGCUUUGUGUUUCAAUGUAUUAACUGGACGUACAAUGAACUGUGUGGAGAAAAGAUGUUGUCACUCUAUUGAAAUGAUCAUUGGAUAUCUUUUUGCUGUGACCCUGUCUCUCUGUAUUACUUUGGGUGCAAAUGCCCCAGACCUUCUCCAGUCUCCGAUCCUGCAACGUGUCAUCGAGGGUCACACUGCCCGGUUACUGUGCACCAUGAGGAACGCCGCAGUGACAGACACCGAUGUUUACUGGUACCGGGAACAACCAGGAAGAAUGACAGUGUGGAUCUUGAGACAUUACACAUCGAAUUAUAUACAACUGUACUCAGGAUUCACUGAGCGAUUCCAGCCUUCCAGAGACCUCUCCAGUAACAGCUUCAUUCUGACCAUCACAAACGUCCAGCCCAGUGACACUGGGGUCUAUUACUGCUCAGUCUGGGGAUGGAUCUAUGGGAGAGGAAGCCAGCUCAUUGUAGACAAAAAGUCUUCCUAUGGUAUUCCCUGGACUUCAGAUUCCAAUUUAAUCAUUGGCACCAUUCUGGGCUUCGCUGUCUUGAUCUGCAUUGUCCUGCUCACAUUUUUCCUUCAGAAACAAAAGCUGUGCUCAUCAGUAAAGGACUCUACACAAGGGAGCCCUGUUGAAGACCAGAACAUUGUGCAUACAACAGUCAAUGAUCGAACACAGAGCAGUGAGCAAGCAGCAGUUCCUCCUGUUGUGCUAGCUGAAGGGGAAUGUCAUUAUGCUGAGGUUCACUUUCAUCGACAAGGAAGCAGCCAGCCGACAGUGACAGCUGCUGAAAGGAGCUCAGAGUACGCAGUUAUAAAAUGGGACAGAAACUGAAGUUCAACAGGACCCUUUCACUCUGCAGCAAGGAGCAGCCAAGAACAGCUCACUCGAACAGACUCAUCUUGGCUUCAACUUCACAUUCACCCAGAUUCAGGCUUCCUCACCAACAAUUGCCUCAUGUCCAUAUGUUCCCAGACCCUGAGAUUAUUGGGCACUCAAACCCUCCCAGAGCCUGAGAUUACUGCACACUCAGACCCUCCCAGACACUGAGAUUACUGGGCACUCAGACCCUCCCAGACCCUGAGAUUACUGAGCACUCUGAUUCUCUCUGACCCUGAGAGUACUGGGCACUCUAAUCCUCUCAGACCGUGGUAGAACCUGGAACAGUACAGCACAUGAAUGGGCCCUUUGGCCCACGAUGUUGUGCUGAACAUUAUGCCAAAUUAAACUAAUCCUUUCUGCCUGCCCUUGGUCCAUAUCCCUCCAUUCCUUGAAUAUUCAUGUAGCUUGUUUAAAAGUGCCUUAAAUUCCCCGAUUGUAACUGGCUCCACCGCUAGUCCUGGCAAUGGGUUCCAGACUCCUCCCACUCUGUGUGAAAUGACUGCCCCUCAUGUCUCCUGUGAACGUCCCCUCUCUCACCUUAAAUGCAUACCCCAUAGUAUUAGACAUUUCAACUCUGGGAAAAGGAUUCUGAUCAUCGAUCAUAUCUAUGCAUCUCAUUGUCUAAUGGACUUCUAUCAAACCUCUCCUUGGCCUCUGCUGCUCCAGAGAAAACAACCCAAGUUUUUCUAGCCUCUCCUUUUGGCUCAUAUCCUCUCAUCCAGG